AUGUCUCAAAUUCUUAACGGGCAACUAUCUCAACAAAAUUAUUAUUAUGAUGGACAAUUUCAACGUCCCGUUCAGCAACUUCAACAACAACUCCAACAGCAAGAUUUCAAUCAGCAACUUCAGCAUCAUGUACAAUCAAAUCUUCAACAGCAACAGACUCAAAAUUUUAGUCAACAACAGCAAAUUUAUGCACACCAACAAUUUCAACAAAUUAAUGAUCAAGGAAUUAUUGUAUUCGAUAAUUCAUUACCAUUUCAAAAAAUGACUAAUGACGGCAACAAUAACAACUUUCUUGCAUCAUCAUCAUCUUUAAUUAAUAAUGAUAAUAUCCCAAAUGAUCGCAAUUUAAAUUUAAAUGUUUCUUCAAUCAAUUAUGGAAAUAUUCACAUGAGCAACAAUGAGGACCCUUUAAUUGCGGCUAUUUCUCAUCAUAUGCUGAUGAUUAAAGAUUAUAGGAUGAAGCUUGAUCAACAUUAUUUUGAAUUAGAACAAAAUUUCAAAAGGUUAAGAUCUAGAGACAAUUAA
Entrophospora candida is the source of this 525-nucleotide messenger RNA. Lineage: Eukaryota; Fungi; Glomeromycota; Glomeromycetes; Entrophosporales; Entrophosporaceae. The record is from the annotation of a GenBank genome assembly.